AUGGAAACCAAAUCGGCUGAAAGCCCGGAAACACUUUUUGAUUUCAAAAGACGUUUGGCUCUGUGUCAGAAAGGUCAAAAACGGACAAAAACACCUUCCUUUUCUAAGUCUCAAGCAAAUGCAGAAAGAACUACUAGAAAUCCUUCUGGAAUUGUUCUAGGACCCCAGAAACGUACAUGGAACACCGGUUGUCAUGUAACUCAAACACCCAAAUCUGCUUUGCCUCGCACGGGAGUUCUUGGGGCAGAAUCUUCUGCCAUUCCUUCGAAUUCUUCCUUGAAUUCCAAUUCUCACAGUCAACCGUCAGCUACACAGGGUCAUGCAUUAUCAAAUGGUAGGAAUGGCAGUUCCAAGUUUGCUGAUUACCGACCGCUCGAAAGGCCUUUUGCCAGAAAUUCGUGUGGCGAAUCGAGAAAGGAAUUUAGAAACUCUAAUGAGACUAAGUCAGGUCAUGCUCCUCUUUCCCUAACAAAUAAUACUGCUAGCAUUAGUAGACCAAGAGAUCGCCUUAGAAAUCCUGAGGGCAGUUCAUUUUUUUCUCGUUCUUAUGGUAAUCCAAAAGAGCCUUCUAGUAAUCGGAAUCCAAGUAAACACUAUGGUGGUUUACAUUCUCAUCGCCAUAACAGUAGCAUUGAAGAUGAACCCGAGUGGUUCUCCGAAGGUCCUUCUAAUAUCAAUGAGACCAUCGAACUAGUUGGAAUGAAUGAAGAUGACAUUGAUUUAAAGAUGGAUCGCCUCAAUCGCCGUAAUCCCCUUGAAUCUUUCGACCUUAGUGUUAAAGAGGUUGACAGUCGCACUGUGGAGUCACGUAAGCCGGAAGGAUCUGACCAGAAGGCUGUCAGCUUCGAAAACGACUCAUGUUCUAGCGCUAAUGGUGUUACUUCAGCAAUCAUCGCCGAUGAUCCAGCAAUUUUUUCAGCCAGUAGUCAAAAUCAAAAUACGGAAAUGAAUUUGACAUCUAUCAACGAUCUGAGUGCAUUGUUGUCGUUACCGAUUCCAACAUCUCCAGAAGAAACUGAAUUUGACCCUGGAAGUAUGCUGAUGAAUGGUGCCGGGGAUUCGAGUAGGAAAACUGUGUCUUCAUCUGGAGGUAGCAGACUUCGUCAUCUUUUCUCCAAUAUUACUUGCGAAGAACCUUCUGACUCGUCAACUCAUGCUCAUCAGAAUCACGUAGACUCUCAUGAACGUAAGUCAGGCGAUGUUUACUCACUUAUUUCGAGGGGGAUUUCAACGCCUAUUUCAUCUAGUGAUAUAGGAGAUUCGAAUGUUGGGAAUUGCUUGUCAUCCAAGCCUCCAACGCAUUAUCCAGCAGUUGCUCUCGAGCAGAAGUUGCGUUCUCUCUUGCUAGGUCGUGGUCCUACGCCUUCCUCUUCAGUUGAUAAACUCAUUUGUUCUCCUUCAAAAGUUGACACUAGAUCUUCUCGCGUUCUAACGGUGGAGGAAUUGGAGGCGGACUUAGGCACCUGUAACAAUCCCACAGAUAUGCCUUGUUCACCUCAUCUUCUGUCCAGUGAUAGUUUCCAGCCUUGUUCUACCCUUGAUAGAUCUGGUCCUAUCUUGGCUCAUCCCACCGUUGAUUCUUUUCUGAAUCCAUCUUUUCGAAUCCAUCCGGCUUCUGCUGGCCCAGGAUCUGCGCUUUCUACUGGUAUCGGUACCAGUUCUCAAUUUCCUAUACGAUCUUCAAAUGCAUCCGCUAUACUCAGACAUCCAGUCGGCCUUCCUCCUGGGCUGCAGAGCCUUCUUAAGCAAGCUCAUUCCUCCAUGACAGGACCUGCAGCUUGUCCCGGGGCCCAGACUCAUCUGACUAACCAGCUACUAGCGGAUGUCGCAGUCGUUGCAAACACCCAGAAACCGAUAGGACCGUCGACCAGCUCCAGCCAGCAACAAGCUGCUGCGACAGUACUUCGAAUUAAUAGUCAGUUGCAACAAUCGCUAAAUAUGAUGAUGAUGCUUCGUGGACCUAUGUCAGGCAUUACCCAAGCUUCGGUAAGUAACAUUUAUUAUAACUACCUAACAAUGCGCUUAUCGUUAAUCCAAUUUCAUUAUUCAAUUUGUGAUUCUAUAAACACAUUUAACGCUAUUUCCUUUUAG
Protopolystoma xenopodis is the source of this 2091-nucleotide messenger RNA. NCBI's taxonomy places the organism in Eukaryota, Metazoa, Platyhelminthes, Monogenea, Polystomatidea, Polystomatidae. The record is from the annotation of a GenBank genome assembly.